Acanthochromis polyacanthus (spiny chromis) is the source of this 3398-nucleotide messenger RNA. It is a transcript of the gene npas4l, whose product is annotated as neuronal PAS domain protein 4 like. Gene Ontology annotation, molecular function: RNA polymerase II transcription regulatory region sequence-specific DNA binding; DNA-binding transcription factor activity, RNA polymerase II-specific. The transcript is spliced from 10 exons. Lineage: Eukaryota; Metazoa; Chordata; Actinopteri; Pomacentridae. The record is from RefSeq and is a predicted model, not a curated record. The coding region runs from base 68 to 2485 and encodes 805 amino acids. Gene Ontology annotation, biological process: regulation of transcription by RNA polymerase II.
GUCGUCGCGUCACAACAAGUUACAUUAUCCCAUUUCGGUUUUUUUCCCCUCUCCUCCCCAUAGGCUGAUGUGGAGGAGAGGUGUUUGGUUUGAGCCUAUAAAAGGAGGGAUGGAGUGUGACUCUCAUCAUCCAGACUCCAGAGGUGGCGGCAUCAGCGUUAAAAUGACCAUUUGGUGCAACUCCUGCAAAUGUUAUGUCAGCUCUCCGUGCUCUUCUCACCAUCUGCCCGAGGAUCACCGCCGCUCGGUCUGCGGGAGGUUCAGAUCCACCAAAGGAGCAUCCAAAGCUCGGCGAGACCACAUCAAUCACGAGAUCAGGAAUAUGCGAGCUCUGCUGCCCAUCACCCAGGAGGACCAGGAGCGCCUCUCCUAUCUCCACUCCAUGGCCGCCAUCUGCACCUACAUCAGGAAGUCUGUUCUCUUGCAGGGGCUCUCGGCUGGGGACAGAUCACGCUGCUCUCUGCCAUAUGAGGCCUUUCUUCAAGCCCUGCACGGCUUCAUCCUGGUCGCCACCGCACAGGGCAGGCUGGUCUACGUGUCGGAAAAUGUAGAUGAAUACCUCGGCCUUUCAGUGGUGGAUGUGCUGCAAGGAGACACGCUGUAUGACAUGGUGGAGCGCUCUGAUGUCGAUAUUGUUAGGUCACACCUGGACUUUGAAAACAACUCAUCAUCAGAGAGGAGCUUUAUAUGUUGUAUGCAAACCUCCAAGGCCUUUAAGGUGCAGCACGGCAGCUGCUGCUCCAUGCACAUCAGAGGGAGCUUCCAGUUCUUCCAUCAGCCCUGCCCGUCCUCACCUGCAGCCUCUCCCACCACCGAGCCUCUGUUCGUGGCCCUCUGCACCCCCACAGCGAACCGCCUGAGGAGCACCGACUCUCACUUCUGUCAAAGCUUCAGCAGCACCCACAGACUGGAUAUGAGCUUUUCUCAGCUGUCAGACAGCGUUUUCUAUUUUUUGGGGUAUUCAGCGGAUGAAUUGGCCGGACGGUCGUGGUACAGCCUGGUCCAUCCUGAAGAUCUGUCGCUGAGUGCAGAUUCUCAUAAAAGUUUGAUGCAGGCAGAUGAAGGCUUCCAGGUAGAGAUGGUGCUGAGACUCCAGCGCACAGAUCUGUCAUGGACCUGGAUCUACAUUCGAGCUAACAAGGACUCAGAGUGUCAGAGCAUCAGCUGCACCAACUUCAUCAUCAGUGAAACAGAGGCCGAAUUUCUUCAAAAAAAAAUCAACAGCGAUGCCUUCAGGCCGUCAUCUCUGCCACAUUCCUACCAUUUUACUCAGCAGGCGCCCCACACUCAGAACAAAAACACAAAAUGUUUAAAAAGGCAGAGGACGUCUAACAGCCAAAGUGAGGAGCCGGGUGCCAGAAUGAGGAUGGAGUCUGAGCGAGACAUGUACUAUGUAAUGUGUGGCUCCUCCCAAGGCAGUAGCUCACCUGCUCCCUUGGGUGACAGCCCUGCUUUCUUCACACCUCCCUACAGCCCAGCCUCCUCCAGCUCCUCGCUGCCGCAGGACGAGCUCAGCCAUGACCUCCUGAUGGAUGUGCAUGAACGCACAGAUCAGCUGCUGUCCUCCCCUGAGAGCUCUCCCUCAUAUUACUCCUACCCAGAGGCAGGGCUCACCUGUCACCAAUCACCCUCCGACUCCCUCCCUGCAGCCGCUGAACAAACCUUUGACCAGGCGGCCUUCGGUGUGCUCAGUGCCCACUCUCCGCUCACCGCCUCAUCUCCGACCCAUGAUUUCCAAGCUUGUCCAUCUGAUGCUCGAUUAGUUCCAGACUGCCUGUCUGUGUCCGACAUGUGUGAGAGCCCUGUGGACUGUGCUCUGCAUCCAGACGAUUUCAGCCUCCUUGAGCAGCCACAAGGGGGCAGCCUCGUCCAACUGCAUCACGUUCCUCACCGUGAGUUGCCCAUGCUUUCCAGUCUUCUUGCUCCCACCCAAUCUGCCAUAUCCACAGAGUCUAACCAGUACAACGAGAUGGAACAGGCAGAGAUCAGCAUUCUGGCUCAGCAGAUCUCCUCCCUGGCCAGCAGCUUUGACAUGCACCACACCCUGAAUCCCCUCACAAAUGUGGCCCAAGCUGCAGCCACCAGCACCCUGCCCUCAGCCUAUGACUGGUCCCAAAACGCUUGUCUUCCCUCAGUCUCUCUGUCUAAGCUGGUGCUUGAUGACGGUGUGUUUGACAGCAUCCUGAAAGACUUCAACAUGGUCACAAGGAAAAGCAGCGUGUCCAGCCCUGGCAUCAUUUGCUACAGCUACCAGCAGGGCUUUGCGUGUGGUCGGAGUGGGUCCCGUGAGUCAGAGCAGCAGCCUCUUGGCCUCAUCGCAGAGAAUCCGCUGCCUGCAGAGCACUUCUCCACAGGCAGCAUCACCUUGGAUCCCUUCAGUUUGCAGAUGGGACACCACGGCCAAAACACUGGGUUGCAUCAACUCAACCACUACAUGCAGAGGAGUCUUCAGCAAGAUGGACUUGCUGAAGAGAAUCUGUACUGAAAUAAGUCUGUGACUUACUGUGCUACUACUUGUAUGACAUAUUGUCAGGGCGAUCAAUCUUCCUUCGCUGGAUUCAAGCAAGAAUGUGAGCAGAGACAUCUUUGCUCAGACACAGUUUCCCCAAAUGACUUAAUUGUGAAUGUAGAAAACAAACUAAAGUAGAUUCUGUCGUGUCCCAGCACCUCAGAACUGUCUCAACACUGCUGUCAGCUAAGAUUUAUGUUUGGCUGAUGUCUUAUAUUUUAUUAAAAAAGGUACUUUUAAAAAGUCACGACACUUAGACUCUGAAAUGAAAGUAUAUUUUUCUUCUAAUGCUGAAUGACCACAGUUUACUAUUGAGCACUUUAUCAAUGUCAUUACUACAAGAAUUUCAUAAAUGAGAGGAUAUGCUGAUUUAAAUGAAAAUCAUCCAAAAUUCCAAGCUACCAGGAUGAACUUUAACCCAUAAAUCAUUCCUAAUAACAAAAGCAUUUGUAAAUACUUGAUUUUUAGGUGCCUUAUAACAUGUCUAAAUAAUAUUGACAUUCCUGAUUUGUACUAGUGUCCUAGUUGUCUUAGUGUGCCAUUAAAGCUUUGAAAUGAAAAAACCUCAGUCAGCGAGCAGAAACUUAUGAUGAUGAUGAUUGUAAAUUCAGCACCUACCUCAAUGGUACAACUAAAUACAUUCCAAGUCUGAUUCAUUCAGUGUAUUUAUUUGGUUUGGAACAUACCGUCCUAACCUUUCUCUCACUUAAUUGUAUUAAAAUGUUUUAUUUAACUGCAGUAUGAGUCGUGAACUUAUGUAUAUUCACUCCACAUUUGUUUUUUCUUCAUGGUACUGGAACUCUGUAUUUUUGAAUGUGUAAUGUUAUUGUGUCACCUUUGUAAUUUGCUUCAGAUGUUUGAAAUGUAAAUAAAUGUAAUGAAAAACACA